Molecule: messenger RNA, 831 nt
Organism: Psammomys obesus (fat sand rat)
Lineage: Eukaryota; Metazoa; Chordata; Mammalia; Rodentia; Muridae
Product: activating signal cointegrator 1 complex subunit 2
Exons: 7
Biological process (GO): regulation of DNA-templated transcription
Molecular function (GO): ubiquitin binding
Source: RefSeq, a predicted model, not a curated record
CACCCUGAGCAGAAGGCAGACCGGUAUUUUGUGUUAUACAAACCGCCCCCUAAAGACAACAUUCCUGCCCUAGUGGAGGAGUACCUGGAAUGUGCCACCUUCGUAGCCAAUGACCUCGACUGGCUCCUGGCCUUGCCACACGAUAAAUUCUGGUGCCAGGUUAUUUUUGAUGAGACCCUGCAGAAGUGCCUGGACUCAUACCUGCGCUAUGUACCCCGAAAGUUUGAUGAGUGGGUGGCCCCGACCCCUGAGGUUGCCGACAUGCAGAAGCACCUACACCGAAGCGUUUUCCUCACCUUUCUUCGAAUGUCCACUCACAAGGAAUCCAAAGAUCACUUCAUUUCUCCAUCUGCAUUUGGAGAGAUCCUCUACAAUAACUUCCUCUUUGACAUCCCAAAGAUCCUGGACCUCUGUGUGCUCUUUGGAAAAGGCAACUCACCACUGCUCCAGAAAAUGAUAGGAAACAUAUUUACCCAGCAGCCAAGUUACUAUAACGACCUGGAUGAAACUAUUCCCACCAUACUUCAGGUCUUCAAUAAUAUCCUCCAGCACUGUGGCUUGCAGGGGGAUGGGACCAGCACUACACCCCAGAAACUCGAGGAGAGGGCGCGGUUGACCCCCAGUGACAUGCCUCUCUUGGAAUUAAAGGACAUUGUUCUCUACCUGUGUGAUACCUCUAUCACACUCUGGGCCUUUCUGGAUAUCUUCCCUUUGGCCAGCCAAACCUUCCAGAAACAUGACUUUUGUUACAGACUAGCUUCCUUUUAUGAGAUGGCAAUUCCUGAAAUGGAGUCUGCAAUUAAGAAGAGGAGGCUUGAAGACAGCAAGUGA